Messenger RNA from Rhodotorula graminis WP1, 204 nucleotides. RefSeq lists its product as uncharacterized. The record is from RefSeq and is a predicted model, not a curated record. The coding region runs from base 1 to 204 and encodes 67 amino acids. The transcript has 5 exons. Lineage: Eukaryota; Fungi; Basidiomycota; Microbotryomycetes; Sporidiobolales; Sporidiobolaceae.
AUGCCGGUCAAGACGCCAGCGCAGAACAAGGCCAAGAAGACCGCUGAACAGAGCGGAUACGUCGAGUGGACCGUCUUCUACAAGACCGAGAAGGAGCGCCUCAAGGCCGAGCACCCCGAGUUCGACGGCCGCAAGAUCCAGGCGCUGUGCGGCGAGGCGUACAGGAAGCAGAAGGAGGAGGCUGUCGCUCGUCAGGACGAGUGA